AACGACAACACAAACCCUCGGAAGCCAGCCUGAGGACACCGUAGAUCUUCCGUUCCAUUUAGGCCUAAAUACACAAAAAUCUGGCGCGAUAAUAACCUUACCUACGCUAGAAACGGUGCCGGUUUUAAGGCUGCCAAGGCCGACGGCGUAAAAAGUUAUUUUAUUUUAUUUUAUUAUUUUUUUUAAUUCGAUCCACACGUGACAGUGUUUCUAAUUAUUUUUUAUGUAUUCCGGGUUUCCAUUUUUUAUGGGAUUCUCCAAAACACUUUUGACAUGGCGGAAUCAGGCACAAGAGAAAACGUGCUCAUCACGGAAAUUAUGGACCCCUACGAGCGCGCCGUAAAGUAUAUGGAAAGUCACAACAUUCUGCAGAUCUUUGAAGAAAUCAUAGAGAAUCUGGCUUAUGACAGACCAGAUGACCCCCUACAGUUUAUGCUAGAAAAGGUACAGAAAAUGAUCCGAUCCCGGCAGGAGUCAAACAAGAAAACUGAGAAACCUGAAUAUGUUUCUCAGAAGUAGGACUCUACAAAACACAUUAAAGACCACAUUAAACCUA
This is a messenger RNA of Electrophorus electricus (electric eel), 556 nucleotides long. RefSeq names its product testis expressed 55 (gene tex55). The record is from RefSeq and is a predicted model, not a curated record. NCBI's taxonomy places the organism in Eukaryota, Metazoa, Chordata, Actinopteri, Gymnotiformes, Gymnotidae.